UUGAAAAUUGUUCAAGUUUAACAAUUUUUUAUUCGCAAAGAGUAAACGAAUUACUUUUAUAUUUUAGUGUAAAAACUUGAAGCCAUCUUGAAGCAUAAAGAACCGAUAAUUUAAAAAUGGAGUCAGAUGAAUUUGGAACGUCCCAAGAAAAUGAGAAUAUAUUAAACGACUUUAUAUCCGCUGUUGAACAUCAAUAUUCACAGAUAAAUGAAACUAGAUCGGCCACCUUUCAGCAAGUGAAGCAACUAAGUUCAAAAUUGGAAACAUUGGGGAAAACAGAUAUUGUUUCAAAAAUUGAACAAAAAUAUUUUAUUGAAAAUAUACCUCCCUACCUCGAAAUAGUUUUAAGUUAUAUAACAAAAAUUGGCAUAACUAAUUUAAAAAAAUAUAAAAAAUAUAUUAGUAUGUUCCUAAAUAUAAUCAAAGAGGUAAUAUCAAAUACUUCGUUUAAAAAUCAAUUUGUCAUUGGUGCAUCGACAAAUAUUUUAAACUUAUUUGUGUUUGAGGACUUUGACUUUGUAAUUAAAGGGAGCAUAUUGUGUUUGUUCAAUGAAAUAAUAGCAGGUUCCAGAAAGGAUGUUCGUCUUGCAACAGCAAUCAAUAUGCAGGAGUAUUUAUUUAAGUUAGUUGAUGCUUUAGUCAUCUAUGGCGAUUAUGAGAUACAGUUUAAUAUACUGGAAACAUUGUUUCGUAUCUUCGGACCAUUAGUAGAACAAAGCCCAAUAUCAUUUUCUUUGCUUCCUGAAAAUGACGACUUGGACCAAUCUUUGAAAACUGUUAUAACAUCAUCUGAAUUUGGCAAAAACGCUCGUUCCUGGUUAAACGAAUUUAACAAGAACUCAUCUCUAAUUAAAUCGAUUGCAUGUAAGUCAAUCUAUGUAGGAGAGUAUUUGUGUUCUCCGCCUAAGGAUACUAAAACAAUCUGGGUCGAUUUUAAUAUAAAAAACCAUAUGCUGAGUUUUUAUAUUGCUGCGUUAGACCAUACUACCUUGAAUCGCAUCAUUGUAUUACCGAAGGGUGUUAAGAAAGUUGAAAUAAAGAGGCCAUUGGGUACACAGGAGGGUGCGGUAUUACUGACUCUUUCUAAGCCGGUAAUAGCAGAGAUAGACGAAACAUUUUGGAAUGAAAAAUAUAACACAAAUAUUAGAAUGGUCUUUGGCAAUGAAAACAAAGAUAUUAUUAACAAAUUGGUUACUGUGGCCUUGCCACAGAUAUUUGGAAGUACUUUUUGUCACGGCUCUUCUAGAAUAUCAAAUUCUAAGCGUGAAGUUUAUAAACCAUUAGGCAUUAAAGUAUCUAGGAUGUCAUCAUUGUCUAUAGUUAAUAAAUCGGGCAGGUCAAGCAAUAUUUCAUCAAAACUAACUCGUUCUAGUGUUUUAACUUUGUCUAGAGAUAAAGUUAGAAGUCCACUAACAGCAGUUUCGAAUACUUUAUCAGUUCAUUCUGAAUCUAGUGUUACUACAGCUUCAGAUUUGAUCAUUAACGAUCCAAUCAAUUUUCCAGAUAACUAUUCAGAAACAGCAAAACUUCAGGAUAGUUCAAUAUCCUCCACAAUAAAAGUAUCAAGAAAUAAAGAAAACUGUGGGUCUCAAGAGUCUUUUAAAACUGCUGAAGACGUUUGUUCCGAGGAACUUGCGGAAACUGAAAAUAUUUUAAAAUGUUCUAAAUUUAGAGAACCUUCAGUUUGCACUGACAGUGAUAUAUUUGAAGAAAAUCAACCGAAUGAGGAUUUUAACAUAAAUAACAAGUGUAUUGAAAUUGGACAUAGUCAUUUAGAAAAACCGAACAAACCAGCAGAUGUAGAAUCUAGAGAAAUAGUUCCAAAGAAAAUACUACAAACGUUAUCGCAAAACGAAGAAGCAACAAUGAAUAAACACUAUGAUGAUAUUUUAGAGGAAGGUAAAAAGGAAUCACCUACUCGCAAGACUAGUUUCAAGAAAGCUGCAAAAACUAAUAAUAAGCUUGAAGAUGUGUUUCUUGAUACAGACAAUGUAACAGUUUAUUUAACUGAUUACCCUUAUGAGAAGACAGUAAAACAAUCAGAUGAGACACCUAAUGUACAGGAUAAAGUUCGCUCAAAACAACUAAAGAUAACUGGCGAACCCGAUUACAAACCACCUACUCAGAAAAACUCACAACAACUGGAGAUUACUGACUUACCUGAUUAUGAACAGCCUACUGAAAUAAACUCAGUUCAAGCGGAGAUUCCUGCUCUACCUGAAAAACUAGCUAGUCCAACAAACUCAAAGCAACUUGAAAUUACUACUGUACCUGAUAAGAUACUAGCUACUGAAAUAGACUCAGAACAACUGGAAAGUAUUACUGUACCUGAUAAAAAACUAGCUGCUGAAAUAAACUCAGAUCAACUGAAAAUUACUACUGUUCCUGAUAAGAGACUAGCUACUGAAACAGACUCAGAAGAACUGGAAAGUACUACUAUACCUGAUAAGAAUCUAGCUACUGAAAUAGACUCAGAACAACUGGAAAGUACUGCUAUACCUGAUAAAAAACUAGCUACUGACAUAAACUCAGAACAACUGAAAAGUACUACUGUACCUGAAAAGAAACUAGCUACUGAAAUAGACUCGAAACAACUGGAAAGUACCGCUGGACCUGAUAAGAUACUAGCUACUGAAAUAAACUCAAAACAACUGAAAAGUACCACUGUACCUGAUAAGAACAUAGCUACUGAAAUAGACUCAAAAGAACUAGAACGUACCGCUGUACCUGAUAAGAAACUAGCUAUUGAAAUUUUCACAACAGAACAACUGGACAUUACUGCUGUACCUUAUCAUAAACAGCCUAGUGAAAUGGAAUUAGAGGAAAUAUCAAACCAAAAUUUUAAAGGAAAGAUUAAGAAGGCUAAAAUUAAACGUAAUUUAAGACAAAAGAAAGGUAGAAAAACUCAAAACGCCAGUGAUAUUUUCCAAGAACAAAUACAAUUACAUGAAACAAACCAAGAAAAUGACAGCUCAUUAAAAGUCAUACUGAGGGAUAUAACCACCAAAGAUAAUAAACAAAAAGAAAAUGAAGUUACUGAACCUCCUAAAGAAAGCAAUGAAUCGUCAGAAAUCAUGUCAAAAUACUUUCAGCACAAUGAGCCGAAAAAGAUCACCGUGCUCCCUGAAUUAGUAAUAAAGCUUGAAAGAAUUCAGCUGGAGAAAUUUAUAAAGAGUUCCGCAAAGAGUGAAUCCAGCGAGCAGGAAACAUUAGAUGAACUUCCAGAACUUAAAGAAACUCAAGUGCAGUCCAGGGACAAAGAGGAAGAUGAUUUAAAAUUAAAGGCAAACGAAUCUACUGGUAAAAUUAAAAGAACUAUUAAAUCGAAAAGAAAGUAUGAAACUAAAUCAAAGGGUGUUAAUAAAAAUGUAAAUAUUACACGUAUAAAAUCUGCUAUAAAAGAUAUGGAUAAAAUUCAAAUCGCUUCUUCAUUACCAUCACAAAGGUCGAAGAAAGUUUAUCCGACUGAAAGUUUUAAAUCACCAAAUAUAGUAAUGAAACGGCCUUCGUUUAGUCAUAUAAUAAUAUCUACCAAAGCUCAAGUGCAUGAUACCGGUACUAAAGAAAUGUUAAAAAAUACAAAAAAAUCAGUUCAAAAAGAUUCAGAAGUUCAGACCCAAGAAAGUCUAAGCCAAAAAAUUCAGUCUGCCGAUAUAUUAUCUAAUAAAAUUAGCAAAAAUCAUGAUAUAUUUGAAGAGAAUUCUAAGAAGAUUGUUAAAGAAUCAUCUGCAGACCCUAUAAACCAACAAAAUAAAAAUCAAAACCAAAACAAUGACAAACUAGUCGACGAAAAUAUUAAAAAGGGCGAAACAUUACUCCCCUCAGUUUUGGACACUUCUAGAAUUAUAGAAAAUAGAGAUGUUCAUUAUUCAUCGGAACUCCAAGUACAAGAAAUCUGUGAAAUUAGUACUGAAGACGAAGUUCACUCAGAAAAAAUACAAAAUAGAUUCAAUGUAGGCCAGAUAACUGAUUCGUUCCAAAACAGAUCUCAGGAAAACAUUGUGACCAGUUCUAAUAUUUCCCAUGACAAUAUAUAUAAUCAGAGAGUAACUGUAGCAAAUGAUAACGAAAUUGAUUUAGUACCAAGUCAAGGAACUACUGUUGAUAUGGAAUACUCCCAUAAUGUGCUAAAUGAAUCGAGCGAUUCAAUGAAAACUGAAGUAUUUAGACGACAUAAUGAACCAGUAAAGAAAAAUGUUGUACUACAAGCGAAAAAAAGAUUGGCCGAGGUGGACGAAAUUCGAGUAUCCAAGAAAUCUGAAAAAGAUGAAUUGCUGGAAGAGUUGAUAAAAUGGGAUGUCGAUAUCAGGGAAACCUGGAAAAAUCCUAAUAAGAGAAAGACAAAUAAAGAUAGUAAAGCACCAGUAAAAAAGAAAAGAAGGACAUUUUUCGAUCCAACCGAUCUUUCUUACUUAGACCAGCUAAAUCUUGAACGAGACAUGCCACGCGCAAAGGAAAGCAAGACCAAAAGUAGGUCGAAAGGUUUCGAAAGAAAAACUCCAAAGACACGUAAAAGUAAAGUGGUUAAAAAAUCGACACCAUUUAAACCAAUAAUAUAUGGACACAUGGACACAUGUGUCAGAUCUGCUAUAAGCUCUGAUAAAACAGAAAACAGCGAAAGUCCUAAAUUGCUUCCGGAAUUGAAUGAAAGAAAAUCAACGAGUUCUGAAUACGAUUGGCCUGAAUUGGAGAUAGAAACUCCAAAGAGGGUAGAAGUACCUCAAGAGAAAAUCAGGAUAGUACCUCAAGAGAAAAUAAAAAUAUUACAAAAUGUUGUGCUUCGACCGAAUAAUUUUACACCAAUCGAACAUCACAGGUCAAACGUUCCUACACCAGCCGAAAUUGUUGAAAACGUUGAAGAUGUUGCCGAACUACCGGAAAUACUAGAUCAUACGUUGGUUGAUUCAGAAUACAUUUCCAUGGGCGUACAACUUUUAGAUCUAACUUCGAAAUGGUUUCAUAAUCAAGUUGAUCCAGAUAUGAGAUCCAAACUAAAAGAAUUGUUUGAUUAUUAAGUUUAAUGUAUUAUUUAUUUUAUUUAUAUUUGUUCGGUUGUUAUAAUUUUGAGUUUAUAUAAAUAUUGUUCAUAUUUUAGUUAUCAAUAUAAUAAAACAGUCGUUAAUG
This is a messenger RNA of Sitophilus oryzae (rice weevil), 5124 nucleotides long. Its product is annotated as DNA repair protein RAD50-like. The record is from RefSeq and is a predicted model, not a curated record. The transcript has 51 exons. The coding region runs from base 117 to 5015 and encodes 1632 amino acids. NCBI's taxonomy places the organism in Eukaryota, Metazoa, Arthropoda, Insecta, Coleoptera, Curculionidae.